UCUUUUCUUGCUACUCUCCAAUACGGAGCUUUGCUAUAAAAUGAAGAAGGAGGUGUCCAACAGCGGCGAGACGCUGAAGGCUCUUUAACAGUGUGGAGUUUCUUCCUGUCUCACCGCCGACCCGCACACGGUGAAGGGGGAGCGCUGCUGGCUAUCUCGGUAAAAAGCCCGCACACACGCGCACACAGUGGGAAAAGAGGCACGAGUAGACGCGACCAACUCACGCAACUCACGCAUGGGACUUUAGCACAUACAUGACUGCAGGGGGAAGCGAUCAACGUAAUCAAACCAGACAGAGACCGGACCAACGAAGAAGAGUGGAGUGAACCGACACCAAACACAAGGACAACAGCCGCCUAACGGCUGGAGGGCUGGACUAUCGUCAUCACUCCAUAAAUAACGUCCUUCCGGUAAGAUACAAAGACAGAGGCGUCUAGAGACCUGCCAGACGUAAGAGGGACAAGACGCACGAAGGCUUCAAAAAAGGGACCAGUGUGAAGCCUGUGAAGGUUGCACGAUCAAGACGUUUUCUCUCCAAGAUGGCGUCGUGCCUUUCCACCUAUAACCAAAGUGCCAUUAAGCAAACGAACCAAACAUUUCAGACGCCGCCUUUGAAUUAUCUGACCAUUUCUCUGCAUGGCUUAUUUUCUUCCAUUGGCAUCUUGGAAAACCUCCUGAUCAUCGGGGUCGUGGGCUUCCACGUCCGACGCAGCAUCAUCAGCAUUUGGAUCCUGAACCUUGCUGCGUCUGACCUGCUGGCCACCUCCUUCCUGCCGUUCUUCACUCUCUACAUGGCACGUGGCAACACCUGGACCCUGGGCGCGACCUUCUGCCGCAUCUAUUCCUCCGUCUUCUUCCUCAACAUGUUCGUCAGCGGAUUUCUGCUGGCGGCCAUCUCUUUGGACCGCUGCCUGGUCGUGCUGAGACCUGUGUGGGCCCAGAACUACAGGAACAUCCAACUAGUGAGCAGGAUAUGCGCGGUGAUAUGGGCCUUGGCUGUGAUCUGCACAAUACCCUUCUACAUCUUCCGUGACACCAUUCCCUUACACAGCGGACAGAUUCUUUGUUACUACAACUAUGUUCUUCACCCUCCGAGGGAGCCGUACGACCAGAAGGCUUUAUGUAAGCAGCGUAAGGAAGCCUUGGUCUUCACAAAGCUCUUCCUAGCCUUCAUCAUCCCCCUACUCAUCAUCAUCAUUAGCUAUACCAACGUGAAUCUCACCUUGGCGCGCAGAGGCUGCAGGCGUCCUUUUCGCUUUGUCCGUCUCGUAAUGGCCGUGGUGGUGAGCUUCAUCCUCUGCUGGGCCCCAUACCACCUAUUCAUUGUCAUUGAGGUCAUGGCUCCCUCUACCCAUUCCGUACAGACAGUUGUAAUGAAGGGCCUCCCAGUUGUAGCGUCCAUCGGGUACUUUAACAGCGUCCUCAACCCCAUUCUCUACGUGUUUAGCUGCCCCGACCUCUGCAGCAAGAUUAGACAUUCUCUGGGUGCGGUGAUGGAAAGUGUCCUCACCGAAGACCUGGCAGAGUUGGCUCGGCGCUGCAGCACCGCUCGCAGCUCCAUAAGCAGCACUAACAUUGUAUCGAAGCACAAGAACUCCAUUACAACCCAGUGUCUGAAAACGGAGGAAGAAGUGUUCGAUAUGAAUUUUGCUAGUUCCACUCAGGCAUAAGGACGACCUGUCUGUGAAGAAGACAGGCCUAUGAUACUGUACGCACACCCUGUCUGUAUAAGGCUCCAGUGUAAACAUGCUGUUUGUUUAGCUAAUCCCAACAUCCCAUUUAGUACACCUUAUAGUACAGUAUGUAGUCUGUUUGUACCACCAUUUCUGUUGUUGUUGUGGUUCUUUCACUUUCUUUAAUCAAUCUGAAUUCAUUGAAAUUAACAGACAUAGUUUUUUCAAAUUAAAGGAAUCACACAUCACUGAGGAAAAACCCACUGUUCCUGAUUACUCUUGGUAAUUGCAUUAGUGGUAAUCUUAUGAUUUCUGAGAAUGUAAUGACAUUCUACCUGCAUAGUAACAAACAAGCUCAUUCUAUGUCUAUUCUCCUUUUUAAAUUUUGCAAAAACAAGCAUGCAUGGUUUGCAGGUGACGGAAACUUUUGCACAAUGUGUUAGUCACAUGGGUCUUUAGCAUGAUCUUAUCAGCACCCCUUUCAGCUCACUUGCUUAUUUGAUUAUGUGCUUGUGCUUGCACUUUUUUGUGCUUGUAAAACAGGUAAUAUUGGAUUUUCUACAUAUACUGUACAUUGCUGUCGUUUCGUGCAAUAUGCAUCUUUUUGUAAUAGUGUAACGAGAUAUUUCUUAACAUGAAUAAACGUAAAAAUUAGCA
Betta splendens (Siamese fighting fish) is the source of this 2330-nucleotide messenger RNA. Its product is annotated as prostaglandin D2 receptor 2-like. Gene Ontology annotation, biological process: inflammatory response; complement receptor mediated signaling pathway; positive regulation of cytosolic calcium ion concentration. Gene Ontology annotation, cellular component: plasma membrane. The transcript has 4 exons. Gene Ontology annotation, molecular function: complement receptor activity; G protein-coupled receptor activity. NCBI's taxonomy places the organism in Eukaryota, Metazoa, Chordata, Actinopteri, Anabantiformes, Osphronemidae. Bases 540 to 1670 code for a protein of 376 amino acids. The record is from RefSeq and is a predicted model, not a curated record.